Messenger RNA from Verruconis gallopava, 2626 nucleotides. RefSeq lists its product as uncharacterized. The transcript has 2 exons. NCBI's taxonomy places the organism in Eukaryota, Fungi, Ascomycota, Dothideomycetes, Venturiales, Sympoventuriaceae. Gene Ontology annotation, molecular function: N-acylsphingosine amidohydrolase activity. The record is from RefSeq and is a predicted model, not a curated record. Bases 130 to 2424 code for a protein of 764 amino acids. Gene Ontology annotation, cellular component: extracellular region. Gene Ontology annotation, biological process: ceramide catabolic process; long-chain fatty acid biosynthetic process; sphingosine biosynthetic process.
GCGACCAUCGCCAAGUGAGUCAAGCCUUAAGAUUAGAUUCCGUAUUAUGAUUAACAUGAUCAAUCUAUUUUUUUUUUGAUUGAUUGAGAUGCAUGAAAGCCGAGCGAGAAUCAUGAUCCUACUCUAAAUAUGCCUACUGCACGUACAGCUGCCUUUGUGAGCACAGUAGUGCUCUUGAUUGUUACCAUUCACGUCUUCUAUCUGACUUAUCUAGAUUCCCCACUGCGUGAGGAAAAUGCAGCUUUGCGAUAUCAUGGUAUUGAAAAGCCAUCAGGCUCUUCUAAGCAUGGCGGCCGAUUCUUAAUUGGCGUUGGCAAGGCUGAUAUUACGGGCCCGGUAGUCGAACUCAACUUGAUGGGCUAUGCAAACACGAGCCAACUAGGUUCUGGGCUGCGCCAAAGACUAUACUCUCGCGCAUUCAUCAUUGGAGAGUUAGAUACUCCUGCCAAUCGCUGGAUUUAUCUCGUGCUGGACACGCAAUCUGGGGAUACGGCUGUGCGCGAUGGCAUUCUCAACGGCCUGAAAAAUUUUGGACCGGAAUACGCCAUGUACGGACAGCACAAUGUCGCUGUCACAGGAACGCACUCGCAUUCUGGGCCUGGUGCGUGGCUGAAUUAUUUGCUGCCACAGAUUACUAGUCGUGGGUUUAGCAAAGAGAGCUAUGAAGCCAUUGUUCAAGGUUCUUUGCUGUCCAUACGGCGUGCGCAUGAGAGUCUCGCACCGGGCUCAAUCUCUAUUGGCAAGACCAGAAUUGAGGAUGCGAACAUUAAUAGGAGUCUGUACGCGUACCUUGCGAACCCGGAAGCGGAACGCAAAAUGUACUCAGAUGACGUUGACAAAGAUCUCACCCUGCUGCGGUUUACUCGCUCGUCAGAUGGUAAGGACAUUGGAGUUUUGACCUGGUUUGCCGUGCACGGAACUUCGAUGUUAGGGAACAACACAUUGAUCUCUGGUGAUAACAAAGGUGUUGCUGCAUACCUCUUUGAAAAAAGUAUGCAAGGGACAGAUACAGCUCCGGGAUUCGUCGCUGGGUUUUCCCAAUCCAAUGUGGGUGAUACAUCGCCCAAUGUGCUUGGCGCCUACUGCGAGGAUGGUUCCGAUCAGGAAUGUGCGCUGAAGGAUAGCACAUGCGGCGGUCGCAACGAAGAUUGUCACGGUCGAGGGCCUUUUUUCGGACUGGAUGAUGGCGGUACGAAGUCUUGCUUCGAAAUCGGGAGACGGCAGUUCGAGGCUGCGCGUUCGCUGUACUCGAAGAUGGCAUCCACAUCAGUGCAAGCUCAUCUUAUAUCAGACGAAAAUGUGCGGUCAUUUCAUACAUUCGUGUCUUUAGCCAAUUACACAUUCCCCCAUCCGAACGGUUCCAUAGUCACAACUUGUCCGGCAGCUUUGGGCUACUCCUUCGCGGCCGGUACUUCAGAUGGACCUGGUGCAUUUGAUUUUAAGCAGAAUAGCUCAGGAUCGGGAAAUGCCAACCCCCUUUGGAACGUUGUGCGCAACCUGAUUCAUGCUCCAAGCGAAGAGCAGCAGCGAUGCCAAUAUCCAAAGCCAAUUCUGCUGGAUGUUGGCGAAACGACGAAGCCAUACCAAUGGGCGCCAAACGUUGUUGAUCUUCAGCUACUGCGCCUUGGCCACCUUGUUAUUAUUGUAAGUCCAGGGGAAGCCACAACUAUGGCAGGCAGACGUUGGCGGAAUGCUGUAAAAGAGUCCGCUUUUAUAACCAAUCUUGCAGAUUGGCCGCUUGACGCAAAUGGUAGGCUGGAAGUUGUACUUGGUGGCCCAGCGAAUAGCUAUACACAUUACAUCACCACAGAAGAGGAAUAUGCUGUUCAACGUUACGAAGGGGCCUCCACUCUGUACGGUCCGCAUACUUUGAAUGCGUAUAUUCACCUGACGAUCAAUCAUUUGCACUAUCUAUCAGCGACGGCUACGAAGAAACCUCCGAGCGGUCCCAGUCCACCCAUAAACACAAACAGGAGUUUGAGCUUUAUCUCCGGAGUGGUGGUCGAUCAUGCUGGCCUCUUCAAGAAUUUCGGUGAUGUGAUUAAGGACGUUGAGUCAUCAUAUCGACCCGGCGAUAUAGCUGAAGCAUCCUUCGUGGGCGCAAACCCACGGAAUAAUCUACGUCUUGAAGGCACAUAUGCCAUGGUAGAGCGACUACAUACAGCGACAAAUGGCAACGACGACCUCAAGUCUAGAGAUAAAAAAUGGGUCCCGUAUCGAACAGAUGAAGAUUGGGAACUAAUAUUUCAUUGGAAAAGAAAGAGUGAGAUCAUGGGUACGAGCGAGGUCAGGAUACAAUGGGAGAUACCGUCUGAAGUAAAUCUUCAAGGUCGUUACAGGAUAAGGUACUUUGGUGAUGCGAAAAGUCUUGAUGGCUCUUUGACCGCUUUUGAAGGCGUUAGCAGGGACUUUGAGAUCAUAUAGCUUUCAGAUACUAUCGUUACACACUACCACAAAAGGCGACAGUACGAAAUCAAGCAGCCGGACAAGUAGCGCAAGAAGUAGGCAAUUUGUUGAUCUUGAAAUAAGUUCAAAGCACAUUAAAUGCUAGUCAACGGCCCAUCGGAAAUUUUAUUUUUGCCUGAGCGACAAGUUUACAAUACAGUCUCGCUUCCGCAUUCUGCUU